Messenger RNA from Hevea brasiliensis (rubber tree), 7338 nucleotides. RefSeq names its product DNA polymerase epsilon catalytic subunit A. Gene Ontology annotation, biological process: base-excision repair, gap-filling; leading strand elongation; mitotic cell cycle. Gene Ontology annotation, molecular function: single-stranded DNA 3'-5' DNA exonuclease activity; DNA-directed DNA polymerase activity; nucleotide binding. NCBI's taxonomy places the organism in Eukaryota, Viridiplantae, Streptophyta, Magnoliopsida, Malpighiales, Euphorbiaceae. The transcript is spliced from 49 exons. Bases 102 to 6776 code for a protein of 2224 amino acids. Gene Ontology annotation, cellular component: nucleus; epsilon DNA polymerase complex. The record is from RefSeq and is a predicted model, not a curated record.
UUCAAUCACUAUCAGAUCACAACUUCACAAGUAAAAAUUCCCCUCACACAGUUCAUCUAAAUUUCUGUCCCUUCACUCAUUAUCUAUCAAAAAUUCACAAAAUGAACGGAGAUAGCCACCGGCGGAACCGCCGGGAUUUCGGGCGGAGCUCGAAGAAGCAGAAGCUGAUGCGCAACGCCGAAGAAGAGCUUGAUUUGAAGUUCGGAUUCGAUCUUUUUACAGAGGGAGAUAAACGCCUCGGUUGGCUUCUCACUUUUGCAUCCUCAUCUUGGGAGGAUCAAGAAACGCGCAAAAUGCACAGUUGUGUUGAUCUCUAUUUUGUUUCUCAGGAUGGCUCCACUUUCAAGUCCAAGUUCAAAUUUCGUCCUUAUUUCUAUGCCUCCACAAAGGACAAAAUGGAAAUGGAUGUCGAGGCUUAUUUGCGGCGACGAUAUGAAAGUCAAAUUGCUGACAUUGAGAUUGUGGAGAAGGAGGACCUAGAUCUUAAAAACCAUUUGUCCGGUUUGCACAAACUAUAUUUAAAAAUAUCUUUUUCUACUGUUCAACAACUAAUGGAUGUGAAGAAAGAUCUAUUGCAUGUUGUUGAAAGAAACCAGGAAAAGUUUGAUGCUGCUGAAGCAUAUGAGUCCAUAUUAACAGGAAAAAGAGAACAAAGACCUCAAGAUCUUCUAGAUUGUAUAGUUGAUCUCCGGGAGUAUGAUGUUCCAUACCAUGUUCGUUUUGCUAUAGACAAUGAUAUCCGAUGUGGGCAAUGGUAUGAUGUUAGUGUAUCCAAUAGAGGCAUUCUACUUGAAAAGAGGACUGAUCUUCUGCAACGUGCUGAAGUUCGUGUAUGCGCAUUUGAUAUUGAAACUACCAAGCUUCCUUUGAAGUUUCCAGAUGCUGAUUAUGAUCUAAUAAUGAUGAUAUCAUACAUGGUUGAUGGGCAAGGGUACUUGAUUAUUAACAGAGAGUGUGUAGGAGAAGAUAUAGAGGAUUUAGAGUAUACUCCAAAACCAGAAUUUGAAGGGUGCUUCAAAGUCACCAAUGUGCAAAAUGAGGUAGAACUUCUUAGACAGUGGUUUGCUCACAUGCAAGAGGUGAAACCUGGUAUUUAUGUUACGUACAAUGGUGAUUAUUUUGAUUGGCCAUUUCUGGAAAGCAGAGCAGCUUAUCAUGGGUUGAAGAUGAGUGAUGAGGUUGGCUUUUCAUGUGACAAGAAUCAAGGGGAGUGUCGUGCUAAAUUUGCUUGCCAUUUGGAUUGUUUUGCAUGGGUCAAACGUGAUAGUUAUUUGCCUCAGGGGAGUCAUGGUCUUAAGGCUGUUACAAAGGCAAAAUUAGGUUAUGAUCCAUUGGAGGUGAAUCCAGAAGACAUGGUUCGCUUUGCUAAAGAAAAUCCACAGAUGAUGGCCUCCUAUUCAGUUUCUGAUGCUGUUGCAACUUAUUUUUUGUACAUGACCUAUGUUCAUCCUUUCAUUUUUUCCCUUGCAACUAUAAUUCCUAUGUCACCUGAUGAGGUUUUGCGCAAAGGCAGUGGAACACUUUGUGAAAUGCUUCUUAUGGUGCAGUCCUACAAGGCAAAUGUUAUCUGCCCUAACAAACACCAAUCUGACCCUGAGAAGUUCUAUAAGAACCACCUUCUUGAGAGCGAGACAUAUAUUGGUGGCCAUGUGGAGUGCCUUGAAAGUGGUGUUUUCAGAUCUGAUCUACCUACUAGUUUUAAGCUUGAUCCAUCAGCAUAUGAUCAAUUGAUUGGAAACCUUGAUCGAGAUCUUCAAUAUGCCAUAAGAGUAGAGGGUAAGAUGGACUUGGAUUCAGUCUCCAAUUAUGAUGAAGUGAAGAAUGCCAUCAUGGAAAAGCUUGUAAAGUUGAGAGAUGAACCCACGCGUGAGGAGUGCCCCCUCAUUUAUCAUUUAGAUGUGGCUGCAAUGUACCCAAACAUUAUUUUGACAAACAGGCUUCAGCCUCCCUCUAUAGUUACAGAAGAGAUUUGUACUGCAUGUGACUUCAACCGCCCAGAUAAAACUUGUCUUCGAAAGCUUGAAUGGGUUUGGCGUGGAGAGAUCUUUAUGGCAAAGAAAAGUGACUAUUAUCAUUUGAAGAAGCAAAUUGAGUCUGAGUUUGUUGAUGGUACUGAUGGUCAGUUGUCAAAGUCUUUUCUUGACCUCUCUAAGAUGGACCAACAAUCAAAGCUGAAAGAGCGUCUAAAGAAAUACUGUCAGAAGGCAUAUAAACGGGUGCUUGAUAAACCUGUCACUGAACUUCGAGAAGCAGGGAUCUGCAUGCGUGAAAAUCCAUUUUAUGUUGACACUGUUCGCAGCUUUCGGGAUAGAAGAUAUGAAUAUAAAGGACUUAAUAAGGUUUGGAAGGGGAAGUUGUCAGAAGCCAAGGCUAGUGGAAAUUCCAUUAAGAUCCAGGAAGCACAGGACAUGGUUGUGCUUUAUGAUUCAUUGCAACUUGCACACAAAUGUAUACUUAAUUCCUUCUAUGGAUAUGUCAUGCGCAAGGGUGCAAGAUGGUACUCAAUGGAAAUGGCUGGGGUAGUUACUUAUACAGGAGCAAAAAUAAUUCAGAAUGCUCGCUUGCUUGUUGAAAAAAUUGGAAAACCACUUGAAUUGGACACGGAUGGUAUAUGGUGUGUGCUCCCUGGAUCUUUUCCAGAGAACUUUACCUUUAAAACAAAGGACUUAAAGAAAAAAUUAACAAUCUCAUAUCCCUGUGUUAUGCUUAAUGUUGAUGUUGCAAGAAACAAUACAAAUGAGCAAUACCAGACGCUUGUUGAUCCUGUAAAUAAAACAUAUGCAACUCAUAGUGAAUGCUCAAUUGAAUUUGAAGUUGAUGGCCCAUACAAGGCAAUGAUUCUUCCAGCUUCUAAAGAGGAAGGAAUUUUAAUUAAGAAGCGAUAUGCUGUCUUCAAUGAUGAUGGAACAUUGGCUGAGCUUAAAGGUUUUGAAAUCAAGCGUAGAGGUGAGCUGAAGCUGAUCAAAGUUUUCCAGGCUGAGCUUUUUGACAAGUUCCUGCAUGGAUCAACCUUAGAGGAAUGCUAUUCAGCUGUAGCUGCUGUAGCCAACCACUGGCUUGAUCUUCUUGAUAAUCAAGGAAAGGAUAUUGCUGACAGUGAGUUGCUUGAUUAUAUAUCUGAAUCAAGCACAAUGAGCAAGUCUCUGGUAGACUAUGGUCAACAGAAGUCAUGUGCAGUGACCACUGCAAGGCGUCUCUCAGAUUUUCUUGGUGAUACAAUGGUUAAAGAUAAAGGAUUGCGUUGUCAAUAUAUAGUUGCAUGUGAACCAAGUGGAACACCUGUGAGUGAGCGUGCUGUUCCUGUUGCAAUAUUUGAAACUGAUGCUGAAAUAAUGAAGUUCUAUUUACGGAAAUGGUGCAAGACUUCAUCAGAUGUAGGUAUUAGAUCCAUCAUUGAUUGGUCCUAUUACAAGCAACGGCUAAGUUCAGCCAUUCAGAAGAUUAUUACAAUUCCUGCUGCAAUGCAGAAGGUUGCAAACCCUGUCCCUAGGGUUCUUCAUCCUGAUUGGCUGCAUAAAAAGGUUCGUGAAAAGGAGGAUAAAUACCGUCAAAGAAAAUUGGUUGAUAUCUUCAGCUUAUCCAACCUGGAUGAGUCGUUAAGGAGGACUAGCGAUUCUGUUACUACUGAUCAUAUGAUGAAUGAGGAGAAUGUUGGGGAUUUGGAAGACUUCCUAAAUAAAAGCAGUUCUAAAAAUAGGCCUAGACCAAUUGUUCGUCUUUAUGCAAUCAACAAUGAAAAAUGUUCACAAAAGGCAACUGGGAGAAUGGAUUCCUCACAACAGCAAAUUGAUAAUGGUGAAAGCAUGCAACUGUUGCAACGAAAUGCAUCCUCCACUGAAAAUAUUGACAGAAAUGUAGAUUAUCAGGGGUGGCUUGAAUUAAAGAAAAGAAAGUGGAAAGAUAAUCUGGACACAAGGAAGAGGCAAAGGUUGGGCAGUUUGAGGAAUUCAAAUCAUGCUAAUGGUGCUUCUGAGCCUUUAGGCAGCCCAAUAAAUCAUAAAAAAGCUCAGCACAGGACAGGUGUUGGUUCAUAUUUUACAACACAUGAAAUUUCCCUAACACGAUGCCACUGGCAGAUAAUUCAGCUGCUUCCAAGUUCACAUUAUGGACAAUUUUUUGCAUGGGUUGUUGUUGAAGGAAUCAUGCUUAAGAUCCCUAUAACAGUUCCCCGAGUAUUUUACCUCAACUCUAAAGCACCUAUGACAGAAAGAUUUCCUGGUAGGCGUGUGAACAAGACUCUUCCUCAUGGAAGGCCUAGCUAUAACUUGGUUGAGGUUUCUAUAGAUGAAGAUAAAUUCAGAAAAGAAAGCAAAAAACUUGCAGCUCUUCUUUCAGAUCCAGAAGUUGAGGGUAUAUAUGAGACGAAGGUUCCAUCAGAGUUUAGCGCCAUACUCCAGAUUGGUUGUGUCUGUAAAGUGGAUAAAACAGCUACGAAACGGAGCUCCCAGGAUGGCUGGAGUCUGAGUGAACUGCACAUGAAGACAACAACAGAAUGUACUUAUUUGGAGCAAUCAGUCUCCUUCUUUUACCUAUAUCAUAGCAUCUCUGAAGGACGUGCUAUAUUUGUUGUGUAUUUGCCUGUAUUAAGGACUAUAUCUGUUGUGGUGGUCAAUCCUUAUCAAAACAAGGAUUUAUCACCAUCUUUUCUUGAAAGGCAGUUUCGUGAAGCCUGCAAUGCAUUGUCCAUUGAACCACCUCCUCCCACGAAUGGUAUUGUUUUCAAGGUAGCUUAUGUUGGACAUGUCAAGGAUGCUGAGAGGACUUUACAGGGAAGAAUAAGCGAACUCAGAGAAAAAAAUCGUGGACCUACAAUUGCUGUUAUUGAAUGCCCAAAUUCUCAUUUGAUGAAGUCAGGCAUACCAGCUCUUGAUAAUUUCCCUUGUGUGAGCAUACCAUCCAAUGUUCGUGACAGUCAAUAUCAGGUUCUUGGGUGGCAACAAGCAGCUGCAAAAAUUGGAAUGCAACGUUCUGCUGCAUCAUCUCAGUGGUUGAAUGAAAGGAUUUCUCUCUCAAGAUAUGCCCAUGUACCUUUGGGAAAUUUUGAACUUGACUGGCUUAUUUUUACAGCAGAUGUCUUCUUCUCGAGAGCACUGCAUGAUCAGCAACAGUUACUUUGGAUAUCUGAUGAUGGUGUUCCUGAUCUAGGAGGCAUUACUGAUGAAUCUGCAUGUUUUGUAGAUGAGGUCCAUCAACCUCUUCUUACAUACCCUGGAGCUUAUAGAAAAGUUUCUGUGGAGUUAAAGAUUCAUCACCUUGCUGUAAAUGCUCUGCUGAAAAGCAACCAAGUGAAUGAAAUGGAAGGAGGUGCUUUGUUAGGAUUUGAGCAGGACAUGAAUUCUAGUUCACAUAUUUAUGAUGAACAAUAUGGCUUUGAUGAGGUUACAUCAUCUGCACCUGCAUUACGUGCCCUGAAACAGCUGAUUCAGAGAUGCCUUGCAGAUGCAGUUUCUUCUGGAAAUGUCUUUGCUGAUGCAUUAUUACAACAUCUUUAUCGAUGGCUUUGCAGCCCUCAAUCAAAGCUUCAUGACCCAGCUCUUCAUCGCAUACUCCACAAGGUCAUGCAAAAGGUGUUUGCUUUGCUGCUGGCUGAAUUUCGCAAUUUAGGUGCCACAAUCAUAUUUGCAAAUUUUUCAAAAGUUAUCAUAGACACUGGAAAGCUCAGUCUAUCUGCUGCAAAAGCUUACUGUGAUAGCUUGCUCAAAACUUUGCAAUCUAGAGAGCUGUUUGAGUGGAUUGAGCUUGAGCCACUGCAGUUCUGGAAUUCCUUGCUUUUCAUGGAUCAGUAUAACUAUGGUGGAAUUCCAGCCAGAGCUGAUGACAGUUCACAAAGUGAAUCACAAGGGGAACAUUCCCAAAGAGAAGAAUCGCAAGUGGAUAUUGUAUCAAGCUGGAACAUUGCUGAAUACUUACCCAAGAAAAUUCAAGAUCAUUUUGUUUUAAUUGUCUCGGAGUUUAUGUUUAUUCCCUGGGAUUAUGCACAAAAGCAGGCUGCAAACAGAGCAUCUUUGCAGAAUGUCAGCUUAUGUACUCCAUCAAUCACCAUUGCAGCUGCUGAGACAUUUGAAUCACACUUGGUUGAGUAUCUUAGAGGGCAGAUCAGCACAUACUUUACAGACAAACUGCUUGGAAUUGUUCGUGAUACUGUUCUUCAUAUGAAGGGGAUAAACAAGUCUGAGAAUGAUCAACAAAUUUCAUCUAGUUUCCCACAACUUGUGGGUAACAUUAAUAGAGGGGAUCCUGCACUGGAAUUUAUUAAGCAUGUGUGUGCUGUUCUGGCCCUUGACCACAAUGUGCAGCAUGAAGUUCUGGUGAUGAGAAAGAAUCUGUUAAAAUAUGUGCGAGUGCGGGAGUUUGCUCCUGAAGCUGAGUUUCAUGAUCCCUGCCCUUCCUUUGUCUUGCCAAACGUAAUUUGCAGUUACUGCAAUGACUGCAGAGAUCUGGACCUGUGUCGUGAUUCAGCUUUACUGGCUCAGGAGUGGCGCUGUGCUGUCCCACAGUGCGGCCAGCCUUACGACCGAGAGGUGAUGGAGAAUUCUCUUCUUCAAAUUGUACGGCAGAGGGAACGUCUCUAUCAUUUGCAGGAUCUGGUGUGCACUAGGUGCAAUCAGGUCAAAGCCGCACAUUUAGCAGAACAGUGUGCAUGUGCUGGAUCCUACAGAUGCAAGGAAGAUCUGUCUGAAUUCCGCAGCAAAAUGCAGAUUUUCUUAAAUGUAGCCAUUCGCCAGAAGUUUCAGCUCCUUCAAGAGUGUACUUCAUGGAUUUUAGAAAUUCAUUAGCUGUGGGCGUUGGUGUUUCAAUUUCGUAGCAUUCAGCAAAAAUUUCAUGUUUCUUGUCUGGCCACUGAUGGCAACUGGACUUGCCGGUAUACAAAGGUACGAAAUGUAGCUCAUCUGUAAAUCAAUUCAGAUGAGUGAAUGCAACUAGCAGAUGUUGAAGAAUGGCUGAGCACCUGAGGUGACGUUUGAAAGAAGUGUUCGUGAGAUUGUAAAAUUUCCAAUCGAAAAAGGUGAUCACAUUAAUUGAGGCGAUAAAUCUUCAAAUCUCAGUUGCUAAAUUCUGAUGAAGCAGUUGAUGCAAAUGGACUGGGUGCUGUAGUCAGUUGUGUCGAUCAUUAGUAGUGUUGAUGCAUAUUGAGGCAACCACUAAGGGAAAAUUUUAGAAGGUCCUGAAUUAAUUUUAUGUUCUUCCCUCCCCUCCCCUUCCCCAGUUUAUUUGUUGCAGUGGAAGGAAAGAGUAGGAGGAAUUUUUAGAUAUAAAUGUGUCAUCACACAAACUAUUACAUUGUUCAUAAACUUAUUUGUUGAUAUAUGUAUCCAAAUAUGAAAAUUUCAUUUUUCA